AUGCUUUCCACCGGCCAUCGGUGCAUUAUUAUGUGGCUACACACGUUGUUCAUUCUACUGGUGCUGGUGAUUUAUUUGGAUAAAGACAAGGAUAGCAAAGAUCCGAUACUUCUUUUCGGGUAUCUUGCUUUGAGCGACGUUAUCACUGUACUUGGCAUUUUAGCGAAUUUGGUUCAUAAGAGUUUACAACGAAUGAGCGAACUUGCUGAGGCUAGAAUUCAUUGGAUUAACGCUGUUUGUGUCUACAAGGAAAAUUUUGUUUACUUGCUGAUUGUGGUCUUGAAGAUGUUAUUCGAAUUGUUUCUAUACUGGAAACUGCAUUACUCCGAUGAUGGACCUUCAUUUAUAACGAUCAUGGCACCCCUUUGGGCAGCUCUAUUGAUCAUUCUUUAUGAUCUAACAAGAAGGCUCUAUAGAAUCCAAACUGCUAAUCAAAUUAAAACAACUUUAAAUCGUAGUGGCGAAACGUCCACUACAAUGCCACUUGCCAAUUCCUCACUGGGAAACGAAAAUCCAUCGAUAUUUCUU
Messenger RNA from Mesorhabditis belari, 528 nucleotides. NCBI's taxonomy places the organism in Eukaryota, Metazoa, Nematoda, Chromadorea, Rhabditida, Rhabditidae. The record is from the annotation of a GenBank genome assembly.